This is a messenger RNA of Effrenium voratum, 3879 nucleotides long. Lineage: Eukaryota; Dinophyceae; Suessiales; Symbiodiniaceae. The record is from the annotation of a GenBank genome assembly.
AUGGAACGGGAGUUCCCGACCUCCUCCUUCACCCGCGCGGCGCGGCGGCACACGGGGUGCCUCUCGCUGCUCUGCGUGGUGGGCGUGGCGCUGCUGCUGACGCUGGGCAUCAUGCUGGGCAUCGAGGUGGUGCAGAACGCCCCAGACGGGCCGCCGGCGCCCCCGGCGCCGCCCCCCUCGCCGGUGCCCACGUACCUGGCGGCCUGCAGCGCCCACGAGGGCUGCGCCUCGCUGCAAGGGGACUGCUGCCCCACGGCAAAAGGCGUGCUGCUGCAGUGCUGCAGCAGCAUUGCAUCCAAUGCGUCGAUCACGCCCUUCCACGGCAUGUGCUACGCGCCCACGCCGGCAAAGAACGUCACCCACUUCUUCACUGACGACUACAUGGCUGCCUGGGCCGAGCCGCUGUGGAAGGGCCGGGACGACCUCGGGGCCAUCCGGGCGCUGAACGUGGGCGCCCUGCGGCUCUACGGCAACGACCCCCGCCUGGACCACGAGGAGUUCCUGAACCGCGCCUACGAGCUCGGGCUCGGCGUCAUCGUAGCCAUCUCAGACUACCCCUACACGCAGGACCCAAAGGGGAAGUGCGCCACCCAGCCGCCCUACGACUGCUUCUCGGAAGUGAGGGCGCAGUACAGCUCGAUGCUGAAGAAGGGCUUCGCGGUGAAGAGCGGCGUUUCCCGACGUUUCCACGCGGCCAUCAAGGCGGUGAUUUUGAUCAACGAGCCGGAGCUGAAGAUCACCUACCAGGGCCAGAUCGCCAAGGAGGCCUGGAGCGAAGGGUACUACGCCAAGGCUCUGCUCAGUGCAGUCGACGGUGCUUUGAGCGCGGAGAAGGACCUCCGCAUCACGGGGCCCAAGCCGCCCUUCACCAUCGUGCACUCUUUCGCGACCUGCGAGCUGUGCAAGUCCAACGCGGCAGGCAAUCGUGCUGGAAAGGGCCAGACCGUGGGGACGUACCCGGCCCUGGGCUUCAUGUACGACUUCGUGGUGGGAGCCCUGUCUCCGGGUUUGUACGGCUACACCCCGCGGAAUGAUUUGCGAAGCGCGCUACAGCAGAGGGUGAUGUUGGGCUUCAACACUCAGGACACCACCGAUGUGAUCUGCUCGCACCUGCUGAGCCCGCUGCAGCAGACCCCGCUGGCCGGGCUGCCCGUCUGGGCCGGCGAGUACAAGGCGUGGUACCAGUCUCUCUCGGAUAGCAAGAUGAGCGACUUCGAGGAGGACUUCAAGAAGAUCAGCAGCUGGGUGGGCGCUUCUUCCUGCGCCGGUGCCGGCGCCAGACUGGAAGGCGUGUCUUUGUUCGAGUUCCAAGUGUCCUACUUCAAAGGCUCCGAGGACCAUCAGAUGGACUUCGGCGUCUACGAGCUGGGCAGCAAGAAGAUCGGCAGCACGGUGAAGGAUGAGGCCACCAACUGGGAAACCUACCCCGUGUGGUGCCGCCGCGCCCGGCGCAACGCCGAGGGCCAGUCCUGGGUGGACGCCAUCGCUCGCGUGCUUGGGGGCAAGGCCAAGGACUCGUCUUGCCCCGCGGAGCUGGAUGAGCCGGAGCUGGUCGCGCGCUUGCAGAGGACCAUGUUCAAUGCUCAACGUUCCGUGUCGGACAGGUUGGGUCUUGACCGGGAAGUUGGGCGCCUGAAUUGGAGAGCCCUGGAAGCUCGGGAGUUUGCGGUCAUGCCGAUCGGCAACCCCUACUGCUGGAUCGCGGGCUUCUCCUACGAGCUGUGCUGCACUGGCCCAGGUGGGAAUCCGGCCUGCUGGGACGGUCACUUCACCUUCGAGCUUUGCUGCCACGAAAACGAAGGCGCUGAGACGAAGGCGCGAAGCGCGGCUGUGGCGCGCUACGUGCUGGAGAGUUCGGAGGAGUUGGAGCGAGUGGGGCUGUUCCGAGACUACGUGCCCCACAAGGACUGCUGGGAGCCGCCAAACUACACCUUCGAGUUUUGCUGUGACCUCAAGCAAGGCUUGCGGGGCCGCAGCGUGUGCUGGGACGGCUGGCGCCUGACCUUUGAGCGCUGCUGCUUCCGGGGGCUGAAAGGCGAAGAAGGCGAAGGUCUGGAAGGAGGCGACGAUCUUCCGGAGGCGCCCGACCUCCAGGCGGAGGAGUUAAUGCCGCUGGGCGCUGAGUGUUGGAAGGAAGGCUACAGCUACCGGGCCUGCUGUCGAGUCGAGGGAGCCGAGGAGCCCCAGAGCUGCUGGGAUGCCCUGCAUACUGAACUCCGCUGCUGCCAAGGUUUGGCGGCGCCUGCGCAGCGCUGGCGCCCAGUGCCCAAAAGCUCCAAGGCGGCGCAGUGCCUCGACGCGGUGCACGGGAGGCCACUGGACCUCGGUGUGAAGAGUUGUGGGUCGGGGCGGUACUUCCACCUGGCCACCCUGGGGAAGUUGCGGCUCAGGAAGGACUUCUGGGCCACGGCCGUGCCGUGGUUCCUGGCGCCGCGCUUCAACACCUCCGCCUGGGCGAGGCACGUGGCGAGCUUCGGGCCGACCGGCGUGCACGAGCACCAGGUGGUGGGCGGGCUGUGCCUGCCCAGCUUCUGCGAGCCAGAGACGGUGGGCGCCUAUGUGGCGCCGCGAGUGAACCCCUGGUGGCGCUUCCCUCGGGCGCGGGCUCUUCCGCUGAACGCCAGCCACGUGCUGCUGCCGCCGCCGCUCGCGCGGCCGCAGCAGCUCAUCAGAAGCCACGGGUUUCUGCCGAUGUGGGUCUCAAAAAGCUCGUGCCUGGCGUUGGUCAACAACUCCUUCUGCGACGAGUUCUGGCAGUUCGCGGUCUCGGAGCGGCGGCGCUUCGCCUGGGACGUGCCUGUUGCGCUGGCGCUGGUGCUGCUGGUGGUGCGCCUGAAAAUCCCCGCGAGUUGGGCGCAGAGGCCUUCCGGAAGCCGACCUGACGCGCUGCGCGUGCUUCUGACGGCGGCGGCAGUUUGGACUCACACCUUCAGCCACGGCAGCUGGCUACCAGCGGAGCGGAAGCAGCUGGGCGCCUGGUUCUUCUCCAAGGACUUGACCUACAAGGUCAACAUUGGCUUCGUAGUUCUCAGCACUCACCUGCGCCUGCGGGAGCCUUCGAGGUGUGUCGGCUUGGCCAUCGGGAGGCGCUGGCUACAACUCGGCCCGGCGCUGGGCUUUUGGACCUUGAUCUACCUCUACGUCUUCGUGGACUGCAUCCCCAUGAACAAUGCCGUGAAAAGUAGCGGCCUCCAUCGCUGGUACUCCGAGCGGCGCUCGGAGUGCCAAGUGCCAGAGCAUCUCGUCUGGUCACUGCUGUUGCUCCAUGAGCCGAUCACCGGGAGGAACUCGCCUUGCCACAACUCAGACAUCUUCGAGACCCAGUUCUGGCUGGAUGCGGUGGUGGUGCUGCUCCGGGCGGGGCCGAGCUCCUGGCUGGCGAUGCCACUGUGGCACGUGGCGCUGUACUGGCGGUUCCUCGCCAUAGCGGAGGAGGGCCACGAGUGGGCUUUUGCGUAUUCCCAUGGCUUCCGGAUGCUGCUGCCACCGGCUUUCCUGACCAUGGCCCUGUGGCCGGUUGUCUUCACCAGGAUGCGAGACCUCGGCGCGGUUCUCGGCGUGCUGGUGGAUCUGCUGGGUUUCGUGCUGGUGGCCCUCUCCUGCGUCCAGGACCUGCUGGCCUUCGGGCCCACCGGCUCCGUGCCGCUCCGCCCCUGGCGCCAAGCGGCGGCCUUUCAGGUCUCCGAGCUGCUCUUCGUCUUGGGCUUGCUGCUGCUCCUACGCCGCGAUGGCUCCACCUGGCCCUGGACAUCCCGCCUGUCUCAACUGAGUUUGGGCAUCAACCUCUCCAACCUCUUCGUCUUCCACUUCCUGGGCGGAUUCCUUUUGGAAGAGCCGCCGGGCCUCUUAGCACGCGCGGAGCGAGCGAAGGUCAUAUAG